AUGACCUUUGCUAGUGGUUGUUUAAUAACUAGUACAAAUAAAAUAUCUUAUUCAAAAAUAUUGGUUGAUUUUUGCGAUCCUGCUUCUGAUAAACUUUUGUCAUUAUUGAAUCAUGAAAAAAUAGUAUUUUCAGCUAAAAUACUUCAACGUGGUUUAGCAAAAGAAAAUAUUGAUGAACAUACUGAACUCAAAGAUACUGAUACAGAUCUUGCUUUAUUAAUGUUGGACAAUAAAACACCAAACAUGACAAAAGAUCAAUAUUUUAAUCCAAAAUUUGAUUUCGUUUCAUCAAAACCAGGUGAUAUUCCUAUCAAUUCAAACCUAUAUCUUGUGGGAUACAAUGGUGAAUUACUUGAACAAAAGGACUUAGCAACAUAUAGAUAUUUAGAAGAUUUCAAUAAUACAACGAUUUACCAAUUGAAUCGCUGUCAUCAUGUUAAUUAUAAGUGUAAUAAAUAUGUUUCAAUAAAUUCACAUCAAUUUCAAACAUUUAUUGGUGAAACAAUUUUACCAAAUAUAAAAAAUGAUAAAGUAAUUAAAAAAUGAUUAUUUGAUUCUAUGUAAAAGAAAAGCAAACUUGUUCUCUAUUUGUAUUUAUUUUGUUGUUCUUUACAUUAGCUUUUUACAUGUUGUAAAUAUUUCUUCUUUAUCUAUUAAUCAUGCAUAUUUUUGUUCUCAUAAAAAAUCUAUAUAAUAUAAUAUGUUUUUCUCUCUUUUUAUAAUUCAUCAUUAUCGUUUAUUUCUAGAAAAAUAAUUGUUUAUCAGAGAUGCCCAUGGGGUAGGAUAACCCUGCCCUGCUUUAGGAUAGUAAGGUAGCACAGGGUGCAUGAGAGGACAGGGUGAGACCUUCAUACCCUAUAAAUUUGGACAGUCACUUUCUGAGUUUUCAUUUUUGAAAAAAGUGUUUUUUUUUGUCUUUGCGCCUCAAAAACCGAAAAUGAGUUGCAGAAGACAGUACCAGUCGUUCAGUUUUGUCUAUUCCUGCAACAACAAAUAACGUAGAAAGAGAGAUCUUUUUUUCUUUUUGACAUAACACUUUUAUUCAUCCGAUAAGAGUUACCAAUUUUCAAUUCAAUAUAAAAACGUAGAAGACGCGUUUCCUCUGCCACACAUCCUAUGGUAUAUAUUGACCAUACGAGAAACGACAUGUAUAAAAGCGAAAUACGAAAAGAAAAUGUUGUAGCAAGUAGAAGCAGGUCAUACCUGUAAAGUUCAUGUUAUAUAGAAUACAGUGCCAUAAUCAAAUCAUUUUGAUUACAUUAUUAUAAUAGUAGGCGAACAAAAAGCAAUCGAGAAAGAUAGAGAGAUAAGAAACAAAUAAUAGUUAUCAAGACAUCUUCCACUUUUAGUACUCUACAUUUCUUUAAAACAUCUAUAUACUUUUGAAUAAAAUUUUUUAAAUCAACAUGAGAUUUUUUUGAAAAUAGUCUUUUGACAUUCUUUUUCUUAUUGAUAGUAGCAGUCGUUCUUUUUGUUGAACUUUUUUCAGAUCAAUGUCUAUUGUAAAGUUUGUGAGCCUAGGUUGUGUAUAUUAUGCCAUUUACUUGUCUUACGUCUGGGAAUAUUCAUGCAUUUUGUUAGUUCAACUAUUAGUUAUUUAUAUUGUGAAAUACAGGGUGGCGCAAAAGUUAGUUUACCGAAAAAAAACUCGAAUAUCUCCAUUAUGGCUGAAGCAAACGAGCUGAUUUUUGUGUACUCAAAAAGUGAGUACACUCUAGAAUCGGUCAGUGUGUCCGGCCGUUAACACGAUAACUUUUAAAAGGAGACUCCAAUCGCGAUGAAAUUUUCUACACAGUUUAGUCUCAACAAUAUCUCGGUCGAGUUCGAAGAUGAGAAUGAUUGGCCGGGCCAUUGCUGAGUUAUUGCAAAAAUAGUUAUUUUUCCCUAUGCUUUCCUAUGAGAAGAUCGACCUGUCUCCGCUUUCGUAAAAAAAUUUUCCUAUCAUAGUCAACUAAAACCCCAACUAUUAUAUACCAUUCGAUAGAGAAUUUUACGAG
Molecule: messenger RNA, 1997 nt
Organism: Rotaria sordida
Lineage: Eukaryota; Metazoa; Rotifera; Eurotatoria; Philodinida; Philodinidae
Source: the annotation of a GenBank genome assembly